AUGGAAGUAAGAAAUUAUGAGAGCAAGAAGGAAGAAGAAGAUGGCAAAAGGCGAGCUUCGAUCAGAUCGAGAUGGAAUAUUUUUAUGCAUGCAGAUGCAACUGACUUCUUCCUGAUGGCUUUGGGAUUCCUCGGCUCAAUCGGCGACGGCUUGUCGGCGCCGCUGAUGACUUUUGCCUGCAGCUAUAUGUUCAACGACCUUGGCUCCAGUUCUACCAGUACUACUUUCAUCCAUAACAUGAACCGUAAUACCACUUUAUUACUCUACGUGGCUGCGGGUUCCUUUGUGCUCUCGUUUAUGGAGGGCUACUGCUGGACAAGAACAGGAGAAAGACAAGCAUCGAGAAUGCGCAUACGUUAUUUAAGGGCUGUUUUAAGACAAGAUUUGGCAUAUUUCGAGUUCAAGGAGGCAUCCACAACAGAAGCUGUGAAUGAUAUUUCCAGCAACUCCUUAUUCAUCCAAGAUUUUCUCAGUGAGAAGCUGCCGAACCUGAUAAUGAACUGCACGACCUUCUUUGCUGGCUUCGCCGUAGCUUUCAUCCUCAUGUGGCGACUCGCACUAGUGGUCUUCCCAGCGGCUCUCCUCCUCAUCAUUCCCGGCUUGAUCUACGGCCGCGUCCUCCUAAAGCUGACAAGCAGAAUGCUUACAGAAUACAACAAAGCCGCCGUAAUUGCCUCGCAAGCUCUUUCCUCUAUCCGCACAGUCUACGCCUUCAGAUCCGAACACCGCACCGCCGCUGCUUUCUCUUCCAGCCUCAAAAAAUCUGUCCGAAUCGGCCUCCAACAAGGCCUCGCCAAAAGCUUCUCUCUUGGCAGCGCAGGCAUCAUCUUCACCAUCUGGGCCUUCAUGGUUUGGUACAACACUCGUCUCGCAGCGCACGACGACUACAAUGGUGGCUCUGCUUACGCCGCUGGGAUUAGCAUUGUGAAUGGCGGCAUCGCCUUCGGGAUCGGCCUUUCCAACGUCAAGUGUUUCGGAGAGGCGGCCUCUGCGGCGGAAGGGAUCAAUGAGGUGAUUGAGAAGCGGGUGGCGAUGGAGCCGGAGUGCGAGGAGGGGGAGGAGUUGGGGGAGGUGAGGGGGGAGGUGGAGUUUAAAGAUGUGAGAUUUCGGUAUCCGACGAGGCCGGAGACUGAGGUGAUUUCGGGGUUUAGUUUAAGGGUGGAGACUGGAAAGACGGUGGCUUUGGUUGGGGGGAGUGGGUCGGGGAAGUCCACUGUGAUUUCGUUGUUGCAGAGGUUUUAUGAGGUUAAUGGUGGAGAGAUUAUGAUUGAUGGAGUCCAUAUCAGGAGGUUGAAGGUGAAGUGGUUGAGGGGAUUGAUGGGAUUGGUUAGUCAGGAGCCUGCGCUAUUUGCCGCUUCUAUCAAAGAAAAUAUUUUGUUUGGGAAAGAGGAUGCGACGAUGGAGGAGGUGGUUAUGGCGGCCAAGGCUGCUAAUGCUAAUCGGUUUAUCGAUCGGUUGCCGCAGGGAUACGACACACAGGUUGGUCAGAGAGGCGUUCAAUUAUCUGGCGGAGAGAAGCAGAGGAUCGCCAUUGCCAGAGCCAUUAUACGAUCCCCAAAAAUUCUGCUUCUUGACGAGGCUACCAGUGCCCUCGACUCUCAGUCUGAGGUCAUCGUGCAAGAGGCAUUUGAAGUAGCCUCCUUUGGCCGAACCACCAUAGUCAUCGCCCACAGGCUUUCCACCAUACGCAAUGCCGACACAAUCGCCUUCGUUCAAGCAGGCAAAGUCGUUGAGUCUGGCUCCCACGACGACCUCAUAAGCAACAUUGACGGGCACUACUACUCUCUGAUUCACCUCCAAAAAUCUCAACCAUUUUCAAACGGUACAGACAACUACGCUGAAGCCAUGAUCAACACAAGCUCUCCUUCACUACAACAAGCUCACAACAACAAUAAGGCCCAUGGUAACAGCUUCGCCUAUACAUUCAGCCCAGGUUUUGAGCUCCUCUCAUUUUCAAGCUCCAAUUGGUCGAUAACUGCUGAAGAAGAUGACCAAGAUCCAAGGAAGCAGGUAGAAGAGGCGCCAUCAUUUUGGAGACUGCUUAUGCUGAAUUAUCCAGAGUGGCGUCAGGCAAUCUUAGGCUGCACUGGUGCAUUGUUGGCUGGUGCAACUUAUCCAAUUUAUGGGUAUGUUGUGGGCACUCUUGUAUCAAUUUACUUUCUCAAGGAUCUUGAAGAGAUGAAGGAAAAGGCAAGAACUUACUCCUUGUUAUUGGCUGGAUUUUCAGUGUUCUUCUUUCUUUUUAAUUUGAUGCAGCAUUAUAAUAUGGCAACAAUGGGUGAGCAUCUGACCAGGAGGAUUAGGGAGCGUAUGCUCUCAAAGAUGUUGACUUUUGAAGUGAGUUGGUUUGAUCGAGAUGAGAACUCCACUGGUGCUUUAUGCUCUCAGCUGGCCAAAGAUGCUAAUAUGGUGCGCUCAUUGGUGGGAGAUCGAAUGUCGCUUAUCAUUCAGACUUUAUCUGCUGUGACCAUCGCCAUCGCAAUGGGAUUACUGAUUGCAUGGCGACUUGCCAUGGUUAUUCUUUGCGUACAACCGGUGGUCAUCAUUGCAUUGUAUGUGAGAUUUGUGAUCCUCAAGAAAAUAUCCAAGAAGUCAUUCAAGGCCCAGUUAGAAAGUAGCAAUCUUGUUGCAGAGGCGAUAAGCAAUCUUCGAACAAUCAAGUCUUUCUCUUCCGAGAAUCGUAUCCUGAAGCUCUUCGAGUCAGCUCAAGCCAUCCCUCGUCGUGUGAACAUCGGACAUAGUUGGGUUGCCGGCGUCGGCCUUGGAAUAUCACAGUGUAUCCCCAUUUGCAGCGUCGGACUUUCUUUCUGGUAUGGUAGUCUUCUCGUCUCCCGCCACCACAUCACCGCCAAAGACAUUUUUCAGACCUUACCAAUUGUGAUGGGCACUGGUCGUCUAAUAGCAGAGGCCAGCGCUUUAACCUCAGACCUCUCCAAGGGUGCAAGCACCAUCACUUCCAUCUUCUCCAUUCUUAACAGAACCACCUUGAUUGAGCCUGAGAAUCCAGAGGGCCGCCAUGCAGAAUCUCUCAAUGGUGAUAUCGAGCUCAUUAAUGUUGUGUAUGCUUACCCAUCACGGCCUAACGUACCAGUACUAAGGCGUUUCUCCCUCAACAUUAAAGCAGGUCAUUCCACUGCACUGGUUGGUCCCAGUGGCUCCGGCAAGUCCACCAUUAUUGGUCUUAUCGAGAGGUUUUACGACCCAUUACAAGGUGUAGUUCGUGUUGAUGGUGAGGAUAUCAAGUCAUACAAGCUUCGAUCUUUAAGAAGACACAUGGCUUUGGUUGGGCAGGAGCCAGUGCUAUUUGCAGGCACCAUAGAGGACAACAUAGCUUACGGCAUGGAUGAGGGGGUAAGCAACGCAGAGAUUGAGGCAGCAGCGAAGGCUGCAAAUGCCCAUGAUUUCAUCUGCAACCUUCCAAAUGGGUACCAAACGCCAUGUGGGGAGCUUGGGACGCAGCUUUCAGGUGGGCAGAAGCAACGAAUAGCAAUUGCGAGGGCGAUACUGUGUAACCCAGUGAUAUUGUUGUUGGAUGAGGCCACAAGUGCGCUUGAUGUGCAGUCGGAGAUGGUGGUGCAGGAGGCAUUGGAGAGAGUGAUGGUUGGAAGAACUACUGUGGUGGUGGCACAUAGAUUGAGUACUAUCAAGGAUUGUGAUGUGAUUGCUGUAGUAGAGAGAGGGGUUUUGGUUGAGAAGGGCACUCAUGCUUCUCUUAUGAAGAAGGGGCCAACGGGGAAGUAUUAUGGACUUUUUAGCCCAAAUGGUAAGUGAAAAACAAUGGAGCAGUGCUUGAGGUUAACCUUGAUCCCUGAAUAAACUUCAAUAUACAUUUUUGGUUUGAUGAGA
Molecule: messenger RNA, 3846 nt
Organism: Dendrobium catenatum
Lineage: Eukaryota; Viridiplantae; Streptophyta; Magnoliopsida; Asparagales; Orchidaceae
Product: putative multidrug resistance protein
Exons: 5
Coding region: 1-3771 (1256 amino acids)
Biological process (GO): transmembrane transport
Cellular component (GO): membrane
Molecular function (GO): ATP hydrolysis activity; ABC-type transporter activity; ATP binding
Source: RefSeq, a predicted model, not a curated record